Messenger RNA from Phodopus roborovskii (desert hamster), 3377 nucleotides. It is a transcript of the gene Znf205, whose product is annotated as zinc finger protein 205. Gene Ontology annotation, molecular function: RNA polymerase II cis-regulatory region sequence-specific DNA binding; DNA-binding transcription factor activity. Lineage: Eukaryota; Metazoa; Chordata; Mammalia; Rodentia; Cricetidae. The transcript is spliced from 6 exons. The coding region runs from base 101 to 1732 and encodes 543 amino acids. Gene Ontology annotation, biological process: regulation of transcription by RNA polymerase II. The record is from RefSeq and is a predicted model, not a curated record.
UUCUUUCCUCUUUUCCAGGUUCCUGGCUGAAACCUGGAGGGGGCUUGAUGAGCAGGGGGAGAGAGAAUCAUUUCCUGUUGUCCUUUCUUUGAUUGAGAAGAUGUCUGCAGACAAUAAAAACAUCUUGGUUUCCAAAAGCAAGGAAAAAACCUAUGAGGUUCUUGGUCAUGGACAAUGCUAUGGAGACAUGCUUUCCGGGCAGAAGGAGACAGUACCCUUGGGAGCCUCUCAGGAGUCAACACACGUUAAGGCAGAACCAGAAGAACCACACCCUGAGGGAACAUCACUGGAGGACAGGGCUCCAGGAACACAGGGCUGGAUGUCUCCGAGUCUUGGCUGUAAGGGGAAAGCCCUGUUCCUUCCUGGUGGAGCUCUUCCCUCACCCUGGAUUCCUGUGCUUUCCCGAGGGGGAAGGGCUAGAGAACGACAGGUGGCUGCAGCUCUCCUCACAGCCUGGUCCCACAUGCCAGUGACUUUUGAGGAUGUGGCUCUGUACCUCUCCCGGGAGGAGUGGGGAAGGCUGGACCACACACAGCAAAAUUUCCACGGGGAUGUACUACAGGAAAAAAAUGGUCUGGCUUUGGGGUGUCCGUUCAGCAGCCCUUUCUGGGUCCCCCAAGUUCAGGGGAAGGGCGAGAUGACAAAUACCAGCAGACCAGCAGGAGCUGAGAGGAGAGGCCUUGGUUCAGGAGUUGUGGAAAUGGGGAAGAUGGUACCAACCCUAGCCGUGGCCACCCUCGGGGAUAUGAAACCCUUAAGGACCAGGGCCAGGUGGGCUUUGAGAGAAGAGCCACAGUGUGGUCAGCAAGUGGCUAGCGGCCUGGGUGCAAAGGUGGCCGGAGACGUUGGGGAAGCCAGGCAGCCAAAGCCACCCGACACAGGUUCUCCCAAGACCCCAGAGGACAGCGGCCUAGAGGAACACAGCGAGAAGGGUUCACUGGAAAGUGGCGAGGAGGGGCUGGUCCCCGACGGUGAAACGGGCAAGAAGACGUACACAUGCGAACAGUGCGGCAAGGGCUUCAGCUGGCACUCGCACCUGGUGACACACCGGCGCACACACACAGGUGAGAAGCCCUAUACCUGCACGGACUGCGGCAAGCGCUUCGGCCGCAGCUCACACCUCAUUCAGCACCAGAUCAUCCACACAGGCGAGAAGCCCUACACCUGCCCCUCGUGUUGGAAGAGCUUCAGCCACCACUCCACGCUGAUCCAGCACCAGCGUAUCCAUACCGGUGAGAAGCCCUACGUCUGCGACCGCUGCGCCAAGCGUUUCACCCGCCGCUCAGACCUAGUCACACACCAGGGCACCCACACAGGCGCCAAGCCCCACAAGUGCCCUAUCUGCGGCAAGUGCUUCACGCAGAGCUCCGCCCUGGUGACACACCAGCGCACCCACACCGGCGUCAAGCCCUACCCGUGCCCCCAGUGCGGCAAGUGCUUCAGCCAGCGCUCCAACCUCAUCGCACACAAUCGCACACAUACGGGCGAGAAGCCCUACCAUUGCCUCGACUGCGGCAAGAGCUUCAGCCACAGCUCGCACCUCACUGCCCACCAGCGCACACACCGCGGUGUGCGGCCCUAUUCCUGCCCGCUGUGCGGCAAGAGCUUCAGCCGCCGCUCCAACCUGCACCGUCAUGAGAAGAUUCACACCACCGGGCCCAAGGCUCUAGCCAUGCUCAUGCUGGGGGUGGCGGCAGGGGCGCUCACUGCACCCCCAUCUGCUCCCACUUAGAAGCCAGAGAGAGACCACCCAGGGUAGCUGGGACAGUCUCCCGUGGGAAGACUUCUGGGUCCUAGAUGGGGGUGAGGGCGGGGAGCUGUAAGGUGCCAAUGCUGGCGCCACGUUGGGCAUGGUGACGUGAGAGGAGGAGGGCAAGCACUGUAGUUGCAGAUUCAAAGCCUUGGAUUUGUCUGCCUGGUGCUUCAGCGGCUCUCUGAGCAUCUGGCAGCUCUUGGUUCUACCAGGUGUCCUCGUUCAGGCAUCCCUGAGGCACCACUUUGGGCCUGGGAAGCCUCUUUUCCCUAGCCUUAUUUUGGGUCAGGGUCCCUUUUGUCAAGAGGCCUAUUCCAGAAUAUUAGGGCAUUUUUUAAAAAAAAUCAUUUUUGUGGUUGUUGAUUUCUAUAUGUGUGUAUGUGUGGGGAGUGCACAUGCCACAGUGCACCUGUGAAAGGAAGUCAGUGAACAACCUCUAGAAUCGGUUCUCUACCAUGUGGUUCCAGGCAUGUUUACCUGCUGAACCAUCUCACCCUGGUUUUGUUUCUUGAGACCCGGUUUCAUGUAGCCUAGGGUAGCCUGGAACAAGCUUUGUAACAGCUGCUCCUUGCCUCUCCCUUCUAGAUGUAAACCACCUAGCCCAACUUGUGACCAUAAGUCUAUAAACAAAGGCUCAGAGUUCAGAUUUCCCAGCUGGAAGACAGCCAGUCACUCCUGAAAAUGAAGAUUGGGAAGGGGUCCCUUUAGCUGAUAUCAUGUCCCAAGCACUUGGCACUUGCUGAGUCUAGCUUCUCCUUUAACUUUUAUGUUGAGAACCAGGAGCAGGGCAACUCAUUUCUUGUCUACUGAAUCAGAUUGCCUGCCUUGGGCUCCUCACUGUUCUGUAGGUAUCUCCUCUCCAUUUGCUUACACUGGGGACUGCCAGGGAAACCCAGAAUUCCUCAUCAGGGACCACUCUCCUCCCUCAUCCAUUCUGCGGCUGCUGCUGGCUCUGUUGCUCACCUCCUUGGUAUAUGCCAUUUAUAAUAUGCUGUACCUUCCCAUUGGUUUUGAACCAAAGUAAUCUGUGUAGCAUCCAUUCCUGUUUGUUCCUUUUAAAGCCCAGGGUCCAGCCUAUGGUCCUGCACUGUGGCUCAGCUGCUAAGAGAGCAUUCAGCUCUGAUACCAGAGAGGCCCCAGCGAACCACACACUGCAGCUCUGGGAGGCACCAGCUUCUAAGGGACACAGUUCUGUAUCUUGAAUAGGAUACAGAGAAUAGUAACAGCCACGGAGGCAUGGAGCAGAGCCAGCUGAUGGGAUACAUUGUAUGCGAUGUCUACAUCACCUCUAUUCUGCAAGCCCUUGUCUACAUCACCUCUAUUCUGCAAGCCCUGACCGGGUUUUAUUGCCUCAUUUUUGUUCUUGUUGUUUAUUUAUUUAGUGUGCAUUGGUGUUUUGCCUGCAUAUGUAUGUGUCUUCACCACUGAGUCAUCUCUCUGCCCCCUGAAUUACAAGUCACACUGGGAAUUGGUGUCAGAUCAGGUCUGUCAGGGUUGUGGUGGUUUUUUUUUUUUUUUUUUUUUUUGUUUAGACAGGGUUUUACUGUGUAGCCCUGGCUAUCCUGAAACUUGCUCAGGAGGCAGAGGGCAGGAGGAUCUCUGAGUUCAAGUUCAGCCUGAUCUA